GGGAUGUGUCCCGAAUCGCUUCCUGAGUGCGCGGACGGAAGUCCCUGUGAAGCGGCGGCGCGGCAGUGAUGAGCGCACGGGUGUAGGGAGCGGGGGUGGUUUCGGCUCGAGCCCCUCAGCUGCUCUGCUCCUGCUUCCGCCUCUGAGACGCACACGUGGAGUUUUCCUGUGCAGGAAGCGGCGGAGGCGCCAUGAGCUCGAGCGGCGUGUGCAGAGGAGUGAUGAGAGGAGGAGUGAUGAUGAGAGGAGUGAUGAGAGGAGGAGUGAUGAUGAGAGGAGUGAUGAGAGGAGGAGUGAUGAUGAUGAUGAUGAUGCUGUGUGCCGCCUGCGUGCUGGGUAAGAGCGCGCGCGCGGAGGAAGUGGACGGGAGGAGGGAGCGCGAGUGUUACAACUACGCAGGAGGCCACGUGUAUCCCGGAGAGGCGACUCGAGUUCCGGUCUCUGAUCACUCACUGCACCUCAGCAAGGCCAAGAUCUCUAAGCCGGCGCCGAGUUGGGAGGGAACUGCCGUCAUCAACGGGGAAUUUAAAGAGCUGAAACUCUCGGACUAUAGAGGCAAAUAUCUGGUGUUCUUCUUCUACCCUCUCGACUUCACGUUCGUCUGUCCCACUGAAAUCAUCGCCUUCAGUGACAGAGUCCAUGAGUUUCACGCCAUUAAUGCAGAUGUUGUGGCCUGUUCAGUUGACUCGCAGUUCACACACCUGGCCUGGAUUAACACACCCAGGAAACAGGGAGGACUGGGACCAUUGAAGAUCCCCUUGCUGUCUGACCUCACACACCAGAUCGCCAAAGACUACGGAGUCUAUCUGGAGGACCAGGGACACACACUCAGAGGUUUGUUCAUCAUUGAUGAUAAAGGCACACUGCGUCAGAUCACCAUGAACGACCUGCCUGUGGGACGCUCAGUGGAUGAAACACUCCGUCUGGUUCAGGCUUUCCAGUACACUGACAAACAUGGAGAAGUUUGUCCAGCUGGCUGGAAACCUGGCAGUGACACGAUUAUUCCGGAUCCCUCGGGCAAGCUGAAGUACUUUGACAAACUGAACUAACUUCCCUGUGUGUUAAUCUCAGCAAAAAAUGAAGUUUGAUAAUUUUGAGUUUUGUCUGAAACGACAGCAUUGUUUAUAACUGUGUGAGAGAGAAAUGUGUGACUCUCCUGUUCAUUUCAGUUUUAGUUCUGUGUUAGUGAGACAGAAACACACAUCCCCCCGUGACAUGAGUAUCAUUAUGGUCUGAUAAAUGAAAUAAAAGUUGUCGUUGGUUA
Neoarius graeffei (lesser salmon catfish) is the source of this 1264-nucleotide messenger RNA. RefSeq names its product peroxiredoxin 4 (gene prdx4). Bases 192 to 1049 code for a protein of 285 amino acids. The transcript has 7 exons. Lineage: Eukaryota; Metazoa; Chordata; Actinopteri; Siluriformes; Ariidae. Gene Ontology annotation, cellular component: cytosol; endoplasmic reticulum. Gene Ontology annotation, biological process: cell redox homeostasis; hydrogen peroxide catabolic process; response to oxidative stress. The record is from RefSeq and is a predicted model, not a curated record. Gene Ontology annotation, molecular function: thioredoxin peroxidase activity.